This is a messenger RNA of Motacilla alba alba, 2157 nucleotides long. RefSeq names its product tubulin tyrosine ligase like 1 (gene TTLL1). Lineage: Eukaryota; Metazoa; Chordata; Aves; Passeriformes; Motacillidae. Gene Ontology annotation, cellular component: cilium. The transcript has 11 exons. The record is from RefSeq and is a predicted model, not a curated record. Gene Ontology annotation, biological process: microtubule cytoskeleton organization; protein polyglutamylation. Gene Ontology annotation, molecular function: tubulin-glutamic acid ligase activity; tubulin binding. Bases 481 to 1752 code for a protein of 423 amino acids.
AGGUUUUGUCACGCGAUGGCCUUUAACAAACCCCCAUUUACUCAUGGACUGCUUUUUGUUAGGGACGCGUUUCCGGACAAUGGGGCAGGCCCAAGACGCAGACGCUUGAGACCAAAAUAUCCCCAGAUCGCAGGGACAACCCUGAGGUGGCUGGGCGGGGUUCGGAGCUUUCCCGUCGGGACUGCAGCACGUUCCUGCCGCUCGAGGGAGGGCUGGCCCCGGCCUCGCCACGCUCCGCGGCUCGCCUCGCACACAACAUGGCCGGCGCCGGCCCGGACAGCCCCGCCCCGGGGCGGUGGCCGGAACGGGCGGGGCAAUGGCGGCGUUCGGUAGGGACGGCCCAGGCUGAAGGGAGCGGCGGCCGCGCUCCCGCCGGCAGAAGCUGUCUCCAGUGUUGAGCUCUGGCUUAAUUUCAGCUCACCUUCCUGUGUGUGAAUUGCUCAAGGAGUCAGAGAAACAGGUUGAUUCCACUUCAGGAUAAUGGCAGGAAAAGUAAAGUGGGUAACUGACAUAGAAAAAUCUGUUCUAAUAAACAACUUUGAAAAAAGAGGAUGGAUUCAGGUGGCAGAAAAUGAAGACUGGAAUUUUUAUUGGAUGAGUGUCCAAACAAUCAGAAAUGUGUUCAGUGUGGAAACCGGUUACCGCCUCUCUGAUGACCAAAUUGUCAAUCAUUUCCCAAACCACUAUGAACUGACCAGAAAAGAUUUGAUGGUAAAGAAUAUCAAAAGAUACAGAAAAGAACUUGAGAAAGAAGGAAGUCCUCUUGCAGAAAAGGAUGAAAAUGGGAAAUAUAUUUAUUUGGAUUUUGUUCCUGUGACUUUUAUGCUUCCUGCCGAUUAUAAUCUCUUUGUUGAAGAAUUCAGAAAGAAUCCGUGCAGCACAUGGAUUAUGAAACCUUGUGGCAAAGCUCAAGGAAAAGGAAUAUUUCUAAUCAACAAACUCUCCCAAAUAAAAAAAUGGUCUAGAGACAGCAAAACAUCCUCGUUUGUAUCUCAGUCUUCCAAAGAAGCCUAUGUGAUUUCACUCUACAUCAACAAUCCCUUACUAAUUGGUGGAAAGAAAUUUGAUCUUCGUCUCUAUGUUUUGGUGUCUACCUAUCGUCCACUGAGAUGUUACAUGUAUAAGCUUGGGUUUUGCCGGUUUUGCACAGUGAAAUACACACCAAGUACAAGUGAACUGGAUAACAUGUUUGUACAUCUUACAAACGUUGCCAUUCAGAAACAUGGGGAUGAUUACAACCAUAUCCAUGGAGGCAAGUGGACAGUGAGUAACUUACGCCUGUACCUGGAGAGCACCCGUGGGAAGGAAGUCACCAACAAAUUAUUUGAUGAAAUCCACUGGAUCAUUGUGCAGUCCCUGAAGGCUGUUGCGCCUGUAAUGAAUAAUGAUAAACACUGCUUUGAGUGUUACGGAUAUGACAUUAUUAUCGAUGACAAGCUUAAACCCUGGCUAAUUGAGGUUAAUGCUUCCCCUUCUCUUACUUCCAGCACCGCUAAUGAUCGCAUCUUGAAGUAUAAUCUUAUUAAUGACACGCUUAACAUUGCUGUGCCUAAUGGGGAAAUUCCUGACUGUAAAUGGAAUAAAUCUCCACCAAAAGAGGUUCUGGGCAAUUAUGAAGUCUUAUAUGAUGAAGAGAUGGCGCAGAGUGACGGGACUGAUCGUGACCUGCGGGGUCGUCCUGGGCAGUCCACAGGGGUCAAAGGAAGCCGUGCAAGAGAUUCAGGAAAGCCUGUCCUAACCACCUGGAAGUGAUGACAGGAAAAACAGCUGCACUCUUGAUAGGAAGACAUCAAGAAUAACUUGAAGUUUUGGAACAGAUUCCUGUGUUUUGCUACAUUGCAUGUAGGAAAUACUAAUGAAGACAAAACAGCCUUUGAAAAGUGAAACAAACACUCAAAACCCAGGGCCUGUACUAGACAUAUAUUGACCUGAUAAUUAUUACAACAAUAGAUAUAGAGUGUGUAUGUAUAUACAAUUAUGUUUAUAUGAUUUGUAUAAACUAAUUCUCAAUAACAAUCAAGAACUUUAUAAAUAAAGGUGGCAACUCAAAUGCAUAUUCUGUAAAGAAACUCCUUGCUGUUCUGAAUAGUAUUUAUUUCCCCUAGUAGCCUUUCCCUUCCUGCCUAUAAUAAAUGAGCUGUGGAUUCUAUAAAAGGA